Messenger RNA from Magallana angulata, 6057 nucleotides. Its product is annotated as protocadherin Fat 4-like. The coding region runs from base 69 to 5039 and encodes 1656 amino acids. The record is from RefSeq and is a predicted model, not a curated record. Gene Ontology annotation, biological process: homophilic cell-cell adhesion. NCBI's taxonomy places the organism in Eukaryota, Metazoa, Mollusca, Bivalvia, Ostreida, Ostreidae. Gene Ontology annotation, cellular component: plasma membrane. Gene Ontology annotation, molecular function: calcium ion binding. The transcript has 20 exons.
CCCCAGCGCCGGGAGACAAAACCAUUUACAUCGAAGAAAACACUCCACCAGGAAAUGAAAUCUCUCCAAUGACUGUUAACUAUGAUAAUGGUGGAACACUCGUGUAUGCUCUCAUACCGACCGGAGUUUCCGAGUAUAUCGAAUUGGUAGAUAAUGGGAAUCAGGCUACAUUGAAGUUGAAAAAAGCUUUAGACUUUGAAGUGACGAAACAAGUUUUGUUUAGCGUUCGUGUGUCUGAUAAUCUAGGCUCCACACCCGACAUCGCAGAGUUCGUACUGAAUGUUCUACCAAUGAACGAACACCCACCCACGUUUUCACCUUCUCUUCUCUUUCAAAGAAUCGACGAAAACACUCCCAAUGAUGCAUUAGUAGCAACGCUAACUUGUAAUGAUCCGGAUGUUGGUAGCUCCGGGUGUUUUAAUUUGCGAAUAACUUCCGGUGAUGACGGUAUACAAAACAAGUUCAAGUUGGGUGGCAACCAGCAGAUCAGGACAACGAACACACCGCUAGAUUACGAGACCAAAAUGUUGUACAAUCUAAUUAUUGAGGCGACUGAUGCGCCAUCUACCGGUUCCGUUAGAACAGGAACGAUGACUCUCGUUGUCGCCGUGGAUCCUGUGAAUGAGUUCGUGCCAUCUAUUGUUGGACAACCGCUUGGCAGAAGAAUUGAAGAGAAUGUCCCGCCCGGUACAGAAGUCCUGGAUGUUGACGUCACAGACAAUGAUAAAGGAGAUCACGGGAAGGUCUCGUUUGAAAUGACGGCCGGAAAUACGGGAGAUGUAUUCAUGAUAAUGGAAGAUUCUGGACAAAUCUUCACGAAAGGUUUCCUAGACUAUGAGACCACACCCUCCCACUCUCUGACGAUCAGAGUGACGGACGGGGGUGGAUCAUCCAGCACUGCCGUAGCUACCAUUACCCUGGAGAAUGUAGAUGACAACCCUCCCGAAUGCUCAAAACGCCAAUUACAAAAAUCCAUAGCUGAAAACACUACUGUCGGAAGCAAGAUUGCCGCUAUUGAUUGUUCAGACAAAGAUGGGUCAAGCUUUCCAUUAAGUUACAGUAUUUCCCCGCAAGGUUAUUUCGUCAUAACCGGAAGUGGAGAUUUACAGGUUAAACGAGGUUUGGACUACGAUUCAGGAACCUACUCCCACAGCCUGACCGUAGAGGUUAGAGACUCGGUACACACAGCAACGGUAAACGUCUUAAUACUUCUGACGCCCAUUAACGACAAUGGACCCAAUUUUCUGGCACUCAGCGUUGACGUCAGAGAGGACACGCUAAUUGGAGCAGAGAUCGCCACAGUAUCUGUCAUUGACAGUGAUGCCUACCCAGAUAAUGUCCACCAAUUUUCAAUCGUAUCAGUGGAAAACGGACUACCUGAUGACUUUUUGAUUGACAGUUCCAGUGGUAAAAUAUACCUUGCACACAAACUUGACUACGAGACCACGACAUCCUACAGGAUUACUAUAUCUGUAGACGAUGGUGGAGUUUACCAGACGACAGGAAAAGUGAAUGUUUACGUACAGAACGUCAAUGAUAACCAACCAUUGUGUCAGAAUUCUGUGCUGACAGCCUCGGUCUCGGAACUAGCAGAUGCUGGUUUCGUUGUCAUCCCAAAUUUGGGUUGUUCAGAUCGGGAUCGAGAUGCCCUCUCUUAUUCUUUCAAUCAACAGCCCAGUGACAAUAGAUUCACAGUGUCUCCUUUUGGAGAGCUUAAAGUUAAUGGUGUAUUGAAUUAUGAAGAAACGCCAUUUUACAGUAUAGAAGUCUCGAUUAACGAUGGAAAAUUCACAACAGUUAUUUCGAUAGCAGUCGAAAUUAUUAAUCAAAACGAAUGGCCACCCACUUUCCUUAAAUCAGCCGUUCAAGUAUCGAUACCAGAAAACCAAUUACCAAGAACUCCUGUAGUAACCGUUUCUGCAAUAGACCGAGACAAUGACCGACUUACAUACAACUUCCGAACCACGUACAGGAAUUUUGUUUUGGAUUCCAACAGCGGCGAAAUUUUCCUUACCACUCCUUUAGACAGAGAAAUGGAAGAUGUUUACGAACUUCACGUUUUGGCCUCUGAUGGAGGUAGGCAGUCUACUGCUACAGUGAUGGUCGAAGUUAUAGAUGUGAAUGAGCCUCCUCAGUUUACUAAAUCAAAUUAUAGGUUUUCUGUAAACGAGAACACAGCGUCAGGUCAGACUAUUGAGUCUGUAACAGCCGAUGAUAAAGACACGACCGGGGACAACAUGAAGCUAAGUUACAGCAUAGUAUCGGGCAACGGAGAGUCCUUCUUCCAAAUUAACCCAAACACUGGAAAACUCAUGGUCGAUUCACCACCAGAUUACGAGGUUGCAACAGACGUUCUUUUGCUGAUCAGAGCGACUGAUAAAGGGACUCCACAGCAGUCUGAAGUAUGCUCUGUAAGGAUUGAAAUAAAGGACAUCAAUGAUAAUCAACCAAUGUUUUCUUCGAGUACAAUUCAGAUAUGGAUACCAGAAGACGUGGCAGUUGGCAAAUCAGUGACACAAAUAUUCGCUUCAGACAAAGAUUCCGCGCUCAACGGCAACAACAAACUGAGCUAUAGUUCUGAUUCAAAUGUCCCCUUUGAAAUUGACCCAAGCAGCGGAGUUGUGACGGUUACGAAUGAUUUGGACAGAGAAACUACUGAAAGAUAUGAAAUGAUAGUCAUUGCUACUGACAAAGGGAAUCCGCAGUUAAGUGGGACUCUUACAGUCGAUGUGCUCGUCACAGAUGUUAAUGACAACCCACCAUCCGUCAUUGGAACUUACGACACAACAAUACCAGAGGACUUUGCAAUUGGUAUAACGAUUUUCUCAAUAAAGGUUCAAGAUCCAGACGAUAACAGCAACUUCAACUUUAGCAUUCUAACUGGAAAUAUUGAUUCUAGCUUCACUUUAGACCCUACAGACGGAUAUCUAAUAUUGUCAUCUAAGCUUGACCGGGAGCUCGUCGAAAGGUACGAGAUCGUCAUACAGGUAGCUGACGUAGGCGAUCUAUCGUUUUCCACGUCUGUGACCACUACUAUAAAUAUAGAUGACGUGAACGAUGUUAAACCUGCGUUCAAAUCGUCUUCGUACGAUUUUUCCGUGAAAGAACAUACAAUGUUAGCGACAACAGUUGGAAAAGUGGAGGCAACCGAUGGUGAUGAAGGAGAAAACUCCAAGUUGUUUUAUAGUAUAGCGACUCUAUGGACAGGAGGGGACGGGAUGUUUGCUAUAAACCAAUCGUCUGGAGAAAUAUAUACGAUAAAAGAUUUAGAUCGCGAGAUCGAGUCACAAUAUUUAUUGUGGAUUCGAGUUCAAGAUGGCGGAUCUCCACCAUUUUCCACUGAGAUCACCGUAAACAUUACUGUGGAAGACAUAAAUGACCAGACGCCAGUAUUUGAAAAACAAGCAUAUAAAGCAUCAAUACUAGAAAACUUGGCGAAAGGAAGCAAGAUUCUGACAGCAAAAGCUUUGGAUUUAGAUGAGGGUUUAAAUGGUGAGGUGAUCUAUGAGAUAGAUUUCACCACACAGGAGGGUAUAUUGGCGGAACAGUUCUUUGGUGUAAGGUCGGAAUCUGGAGAUAUCAUUCUAAAAAGACAAGUUGACCGAGAGGUAUACCAGGAACUUACGUUUCCUAUGAUUGCAAGGGACAGUGGGGCUCCACCAAGGUCGUCGAAAGUUAACGUGACUAUCGAAAUCAUAGAUGUUAACGAUAACAGGCCUCAAUUCUUGCCCCAGUUCUAUAAUUCAGAGGCUUCGAUGACUGAUUAUUGUGACGCAGUUAUCACCACAGUAAUAGCUGUUGACAGAGAUUCUGUAGCAAAUGCCGUUAUUAGUUAUCGACUUAACCCAACAGAGACUGAUUCUCUGUUCCAGGUGGAUAAUUUUGGAGAUGUUAAAUCUGGAAACCAACUGACAGAAUCUAAAUACGUUCUCCAAAUCGAAUCAUUUGAUGGAGGAGAACCUCCACUUACUUCUCUAAAAGAUGCUUUAGUAAGGAUUGAUACAUUUGAGUCAGAAAUGGUAGUUAUCACGUUUUACCUGCAGUUGACGUUGGUCACUUAUUUGGCAAUGGAAAAUGAGUUUAUCGACCAUUUGCAAGAGGUAUUCAGAGAAGAUUUUCCUACUUCAUACGUUCGACGCUGGUGCAUUACGGACAAAAUACAGUCAGUUAUUGUACAUGUGUAUGCUGUAAGAAAUGACAUCACAAAUGACGUAAAAAAUUUGCAGUUGGAGAAGACGUUCUUAAAAAAUGGAGACCUUAUAGAAAGAUUGCAACUGAACCUCAACGAAAUUCCUACUGUUUUAGUAGAAGGAAAGACAUGGGACAGAUUUCAGGUAGAAAAAGUAGUACCAUUAGGAGAAACGCUCCUUUACUCGCCACCCGAUACCGUUACACAAGCGGAGGAAAAAGAUGACUUGGGACUUAUUUUGGGACUGACCUUUGGUCUUCUGGCAUUGCUCAUCAUUUCCGUUUUCAUUGUUUACCUUGCAUGGAGACGAAAAUGGUGUAAAAAUAGAGAUUUUAACUUUCUUAAUUCCUCUAAAAAUCCUCGCGUACAGAUAAUAGAAAUCAAGAGUUUGAGCGAUAAAUCGCCAGAUGAUGGCGACGAGGUGACCGGAGGUAAGAUCAAAGGAACGAAAGCGACGUCAAUAUUAGCCGUUUCCCCGCUAAAGCACACUGAAUUACCUAAACCCGAGAGGGACACAAAUGAACCAUUACUGAAUAUACCGAGGUCUCAAGCGCCCGUCUUUAUGAAAACUUCACCCAAUUUAUCCAUUCAAAGACCGGACACCCCAGUCUUUGGGAAGACUUCGCCUGACUAUUCAGGCAUCUCAUCGAGGCAGGAAUUCAAGAGCGUCACUUUAAGCCCAUCGUUAUUUGGGAAUCCAAUGUCCAAUACUUCAACGCCCGCACCAACAAAACCUGUUUCAUUUAACCCAAACAGAGGCGUUGAUUUUGUCACUGGUUGGAUGUAUGAAGAAGACCCUGUAACCAAGACCAGAAAGUGGCUUCGAACCCCCGACAACGCUUCUCGAUAAAGCUCAAAAGGAAUGGCGAGAAAACCCCCCUGAAAUAUCACAUUUAUUAGUAAUAUGCGACAGUUCAUUAUUUUAAUGAAGAAAUUUAAGUUUAAACAAAAGUGAAAUGUAUCAUACAUGAUUAAAUUAUUUGUUGACUUAUCAUGAUAGUUAAUGUACAUGUUAUGUUAUUUGUAAUGAAUUGAUGUUUCUGUUUAUUAAAUUAUGACAAAUAUGUAAUAAGAAAUCAUUUAUUCUUUCAAAGCAAAUUAUAUAAAAUUGCAUAUAAAAAUAUAACACAACGCAGUGAAUCUUCCUGAGUUUUCAUGUGCAAACCAAAAUUUAAUGUUGUUUUGCAAUAUAUCAAAAUAACAUGUACGUCAAAAUACAUUUGUAGAAACCAAUGUACAUGGCAAACCCCAACGAGAUGUUAACACACGUGCUCAAUUAGGUUCCGUUUGUCCUUGUCUAUGAUUGACGAUGCCCACAAACAUGCAAUAUAUGAAUAUUAACAUGCAACUGAAAAUAGAGCAUAAUGUAGAAGGGGAAAAUUCUGAAGUGUAUCCCCCAAUGCACUUUAACUAUUGUUGACGAAUGUUUCCUUAUUCCAAAAACAAUUGUAUUUGAAUUUUUUAAGUUGUUAAAAAAAACAAAAAAACAAAAAAAAAACAAAAAAAAAAAACAAACAAAACAAACUAAAAAACAAACCAAAAAAAGCUUUGGUUCUAUUUACGGUUGGUAGAUUUCAAAAUACCUAAAUUAUUUGAAUGCAUACAACUUCCAGAUUUAACAGAAUUGUUGUGAUUCAAUGUUUCUUUAGUCUCUUCAAGCUCAUUCAGUAUAUAAAAUUGUAUUUUCUAAUAAUCAGACGUCACUGAUUAAUUUUCAAGUGAAACUAAAACAAAACCAUAUAACAUCAACAAAUUUGCAAACACAUUAUCUUUAAAAAUCUUCAACAACAACGUAGCAUAUGCAACAACAAAAACAAAAUGACUUGUAUUUGGAACUGAAUCAUUGAAAUACAUAUAUAUAUAUAUAU